Messenger RNA from Zingiber officinale, 1306 nucleotides. Its product is annotated as 28 kDa ribonucleoprotein, chloroplastic-like. Gene Ontology annotation, molecular function: mRNA binding. The record is from RefSeq and is a predicted model, not a curated record. Gene Ontology annotation, cellular component: cytosol. NCBI's taxonomy places the organism in Eukaryota, Viridiplantae, Streptophyta, Magnoliopsida, Zingiberales, Zingiberaceae. The transcript is spliced from 4 exons. Bases 77 to 1045 code for a protein of 322 amino acids.
GAAUCUAAACCCCAAACAAUCCGUCUCUGUUCGCCUCUUCUUCCCCUUUUCCCUUAUCUCUUCCCCUUCGCAAUCCAUGGCGGCAGCCGCGGCCUUCAAGCCCGUAUCCAUGGCAGAAGGCCUUCUACCCUCCCUCCCCACCACCUUCUUUUCGUCCAACACCAAGCGCUCCCUCCCUCUCCUCUCAUUGACUCGCGCCUUCAAGCCCUUCCCCUUCCUCCACUCCUCUCGCUCCGCUUCGCGUUUCUCCCUCGAAAAGAAGCUUCGUUUUCUUCCCCUCGUCGCGCAGACCUCUGAUUGGGCUCGACAGGACGAGGAGGCGGGAGAGGAUGAGGUGGAAGACGGAGAUUUUGGAUUUGACGUGGGCGAGGAGGGAGCCGCUGCUGGGAUCGAGGAUUAUGAGGGAGAAGAGGAGCCGACGGUGGAAGGUGGGGUAGUGGCCGAUGGAGGUAGCGGCUUCGCAGUGGGGGAGGUAGAGGAGCCUUAUGCCGAGCCGCCUGAGGAGGCUAAGCUCUAUGUCGGAAACCUGCCCUUUGAUAUAGACAGCGAGAAAUUGGCUCAGCUCUUCGAUUCGGCUGGCGUUGUCGAGGUCGCGGAGGUGAUUUACAAUCGGCAGACUGAUCAAAGUCGUGGAUUUGGAUUCGUGACGAUGAGUACUGUAGAAGAAGCAGACAAAGCCGUAGAGAUGUUCCAUCGUUAUGAAAUUAAUGGCAGGCUCCUAGCCGUAAACAAAGCAGCCCCCAGGGGCUCUCGUGUGGAAAGAACUCCACGAGUAUAUGAACCUUCCUUCAGAAUCUAUGUUGGCAAUCUGCCAUGGCAAGUGGAUGACGACCGCCUGGAGCAAGUAUUCAGCGAACAUGGUAAAGUGGUGGAAGCAAGGGUUGUGUAUGAUAGAGAUAGCGGACGUUCGCGUGGAUUUGGCUUUGUGAAAAUGGAAUCGCAGGCUGAAAUGGACGACGCUAUUGCUGCUCUCGAUGGACAGAGUUUGGAUGGCCGCGCGUUACGAGUUAAUGUCGCUGAGGAGAGACCGAGGCGUACCUUCUGAUAUGGAAAAACCAAAAAAUUAUUUGUCUGAAAUACUUCGUAUGAAUUUUUUUUCUUUACUUUAUAGGGCUAGCCAAAGUUCUUCCUUGUUAUGGAUUUCUAAUGCAUUUAUGCAUCACUCACUUGAUGAAGAAGAUGAGGUUAAUGUACAACCAUUGCUAUUAAUUUUGGUUUGAGGGGGGCUCAGUGUUCAGUUUGUUCCCCCAAGCCCGAAAUGUUGAUUCAACCUCUAAAUUAAAAUCUGUUGUGAUUUUUAUAUGUA